GCCCGGGGAAAAUGUCUCUGCCGACCGCAACAUUAAAGAUAUAUACGCUAUAUGCUCUUGGUCUUGGCCCGAUGCAUACAUAACCCACGCGAUCAUGUUCACGGUCACGUCGGAGAUCUACGGCGAGAACAAUUACCAGACGACACGCGAUGGCGGCAAAGUGGUGUCCAGAUUCCGGUUCGUCUACCCGGAUUCCGAGGCGAAGCUGGCGAGGAUUACGACGGAUAAAGACGGUGACCUUGAGGUGGCGAGGCCACGACGUGGCGUGAUCGAAUUGGAACAUUCCGAGGCCACAGAACUGCGUUUGGUGGGCCUGCAAGUGUGGCGCGGAGCCCUUCUCCUGGCGGACUAUCUAUUCUCGAAGAAGGAUGAGUUCUCUGGGAAAACCCUCAUGGAACUGGGCGCUGGCGUGGGCCUAACGAGCAUAGCAGCGGGUAUACACAAUCCUGGGAGGAUCUACUGCACGGAUGUGGAUCUGGGCUGCAUACUGAAGCUGAUUCGUGGCAAUGUGCAAAGGAAUUCCCAGCUCCUCAGUGGAAAAAUCUCCGUCCUGGAGUUUGAUUUCCUCGCCCCGAGAGAAGACCAAUCUCAGGAUCUUGUGGAAGCCAUAGAUAAUAGCGAUAUAAUACUAGCUGCCGAUGUAAUAUAUUCCGACAGCCUAACCGAUGCCUUCAUCUCGGUGGUGGAUAAUCUCCUGGAGCGAGGUCGCCAAACUCGCAGGCACAAAACCAUUUACAUGGCCCUGGAGAAGCGCUAUGUGUUCACUUUGGAGGAUUGCGAUUCGGUGGCUCCCAUGUACGAAUACCUCAUCCGGCAGACGGUGAAUAAACCCUGGAAUAUGGAGCACUUGCCUCUGGAUUUCCCCCAGUAUUUCGAGUACGAUCGCUGCAAGCAACUGAUUCUGAUCAAGAUCACAGGUCGUUAGACAAUUAAUACCUUAGUGUACCUCACUAAUUUAGUUAAAUUUUGUCACCUUAGGUUGAGAUAUUAAUUGAAUUUAUAUAUUUUCCCUAUCAUUAAGAAAUUAU
This is a messenger RNA of Drosophila takahashii, 1028 nucleotides long. RefSeq names its product methyltransferase-like protein 22. Gene Ontology annotation, cellular component: nucleus. Gene Ontology annotation, biological process: protein methylation. The record is from RefSeq and is a predicted model, not a curated record. Gene Ontology annotation, molecular function: protein methyltransferase activity. NCBI's taxonomy places the organism in Eukaryota, Metazoa, Arthropoda, Insecta, Diptera, Drosophilidae.